Phytophthora nicotianae INRA-310 is the source of this 459-nucleotide messenger RNA. RefSeq lists its product as hypothetical. The record is from RefSeq and is a predicted model, not a curated record. Gene Ontology annotation, cellular component: extracellular region. Bases 1 to 459 code for a protein of 152 amino acids. NCBI's taxonomy places the organism in Eukaryota, Oomycota, Peronosporomycetes, Peronosporales, Peronosporaceae. The transcript has a single exon.
AUGCUGUUUCUGACAGCCUUACUGCUGCUUAUCUCGACUGUCGUGGCCAACGCUGAGAACUGCUCCGUUCAAAUGAUCUACGAAGUGUUGGAACCCAUUACCUCGGACCCCAACUUCGCUACAUGCCAGACUGACAGCAACUACUCGAUGCUGUCCUUUGAGAGCCCCACACUCAACCAGACUGAAGGAUUCUGUGCCAGUUCUGUGUGUCAAGCUCUCCUCAAUACCACGUUAACGUCGGGUUUACUACCGGAUUGUCAGGUGGUCAUCGGAGCUCACUCUCUAAACCUCACGGAUGCUGUUCGUAUCGCAUCGAGAUGUGCCGACACUCUGGAAGAACGUGCUGUGGGCGAGGAUGAAGGAGAAAACACACUUGGCCAUACAGUGGACAAUAUCGUGGAUGUUCUCGCCCAUUCGAUCCCCAUGGAGGAGCUUGUCAUGGGUCUGCUGCGAAAGUAG